UCUCCUGCCCAUCGAGUUCUAGAAGAAAUCAUGAUGAACCGGAAAUUUCUGGAGGACAUCAGAAGACUAAGCAAAUUUUUGCACACAGGUCGUUUAGAGGUAUACCACUCCCUCCUCAACAAGUAUUGCCCCAAGAGACAGGACUUCGAUAAGAAACAGAUGACAGGAAGAACCCAGCUGGCUGUCCUCGAUCAUAACAAGCAUACCAUUGUUGAUACACAAGCUUUGUCAUCUUCUCUUGAGGAAAGCUCUUCUGAUGCUGUAACGUUCAUCAAUCCAGAUGGAGUUAGAGUUGUUUACAGUAAGCAUUGUAGUGACUGGGUAAUCAAACCAAUUUCAGAGCUCAAGAGUUAUCCCUACCUCAAAGACAUGAUAAUGGAAGUUCUGAAGCGUCACAAAAAUCAAGAAAAGGGAGAAGUGAAGGCUGAAGCAAAGGCGCGUAACAUUGCGAAGAAACCAAAGCCAAGUAAAGAAAUACUUUUGAAGAGACACAUAUCAAGAUUGAGUAAAUGCUAAACUAUGCUGAAUAUUGUUGAAGUUGUUGAGUGAUAUUGUACUCAGGUGUGAUGAGUAUGGAAAGACAUUUGUUGAAUGUUCGUUCAUCUGAUAUUAUUGUACUCA
Messenger RNA from Haliotis rubra (blacklip abalone), 621 nucleotides. RefSeq lists its product as uncharacterized. NCBI's taxonomy places the organism in Eukaryota, Metazoa, Mollusca, Gastropoda, Lepetellida, Haliotidae. The transcript has a single exon. The record is from RefSeq and is a predicted model, not a curated record. Bases 31 to 516 code for a protein of 161 amino acids.